UUAGCCCGUUAGAUAGUUGUGUUUCCUGAUUUCGAAGAACUUCGAAGUUUGAACAUUCCUUUUCAGUUGUUUCUAGUUGGAAUAAAUAUUGAUCAGUGAUUGGAUUAGAUCACAGAAAAUUUAAAAAUGUGGAAGCUUUCACGUAUAAUGAACAUCAACAAACAGUUGUUAAACACCAUUCUUUCUUCUUCAUCGUCAUCUUCUCUCAAGUCAUCGCCAGUAAAGUUACUCAAUAUAACAAAAUCCCCAUCAAAAUACCCUAAUCUUCAUACCCCAGUUCUCAAUUUUCCCAGAAACCUAACUCCUAGGUUCUUGUUUUCUCAUCCCAGAGUCAUUAAUUUAAACUUCAAUUCAAACCCCACUCGUAGUUUUUGCUCUAGUUCUUCGCCUCACAUAGAAACUGAGGUUAAUCAAAAAUUCCUUUCAUCUUCAGAGGAGGUCACUGAUAGCAAACGUAGCACAGAAAAAGACCAUCUUCUGGUAUCAAUUCCAGUGAGGGCUUAUCACAAGUUCAACAGGAUUGAUUUAAAAGGAUUAAUGGCUGAGAAUGAAGACAAUUUGAUCCCACAUACAUCUGGAGAGAUCAAUUAUGCUGUUCUCAAAUUCGGCAAUGGGAGCUCUCAAACACCUUCUCGAGAUUCUGAGGCUAAGUUAAACGAGAGUAGUCACUCUUACAUGGUGGUUUUCCCAUAUGGAUCCACUGUAAUGUUUAAUAUGCUUGACGGAGAAGUUGAUAAGUAUCUGAAGAUUAUCAAAAGGCAUGCCUCAGGGUUCGCGGAAACGGGAAAGGAUGGGCCGUCUUUCCAGAAUUACCACAUCAAGUAUGAGGUGAGAGAAAAUCCAUAUUUUCCCAUGUGGAUGCAAGGUGGCGAAGGUUGUGUGAUGCUGCAGCAUUUGAAUACAGAUGGAGUUCGUGUGAUUAGUACUGUUCUUGGACAAAGUAUAGCUCUCGACUACUAUAUUCGCAAGGUUGACGGAGUAAUUGCAGCAUUUACAGAGUUACCUCGCGGAAGGAUGACAAUAAGUUCUUAUAUAAUGCGGAAAAAAAGAAUGUAUCAACUAGUUGGGAGAGCAAAUUGUACUCUUGCUGAAUUAGUUGUUAAACUUGGGCUUUUUAAGAGAUCGGAAAUUCUUUUAGGGAAGACCGCAACUACUCUCAGAUGCUGUAUUAUCUUAAGGAUCAAUUUGAAUUUAAUCAAAAAUUGGUUGGCGUUGAUUUUUACUUACGCUUAGUGGAGAGGUUUGUACAAUAUGUAGGAGCUGACAUGAUGCGGAAAUAUAUUCUUCUAGCUAAAGGUUUAUUUGCAAUAUGUUUGGGUCUGGUGUAUUACUUUUCAUCAGUCACUGCCUCGUUGUCCAGGUUAGCAAGCACUAUUAUGAGAAAAACAAAUACCGUUGAAGUUAACUAUUAAGCUUAAGAUUGUAACCAUAUCAUUAUGUGAAUGAAAGAAGAUUACCUUA
This is a messenger RNA of Papaver somniferum (opium poppy), 1461 nucleotides long. RefSeq lists its product as uncharacterized. The record is from RefSeq and is a predicted model, not a curated record. Bases 127 to 1233 code for a protein of 368 amino acids. Lineage: Eukaryota; Viridiplantae; Streptophyta; Magnoliopsida; Ranunculales; Papaveraceae. The transcript is spliced from 7 exons.